CAAAUCUUAAAGCUUUAAAGAAAGAAAAGUUAUGGUGAUAAAGAAAGUGAUGGGUGGAUCAGUGUGUGCGCUAGUCUCAGUGAUGGUAGUUUUGGUGGUGAUUUUAAACCCUGUGACUGUGAACACUGCAAAAACAUGCCAAGUAGUGAUAUCAAAGAUACUUCCAUGUGAGCAAUACUUGAGGGGGAAUGAAGGGAUGACAGUGCCAUGUUGUCAAGAGGCUCAAGCCUUGAACCAGAUGGCUAAUUCUACAGCAGAUCGACAGUUGGUGUGUAAGUGUUUCAAACAAGUUGGACCCUAUUUCGGGAUUAAAAUUGACAGAGCUCAGCAACUUCCCAUUCUUUGCAAAAUUGAUAUGCACGGAAUACCCAUUGACCAUACUGUUGAUUGCAACACGAUUAAAGUUUGAUGGAUGACUUUGUGGAAUUUAUAAGCAAGGAUGCACGAUGACAAACCUUGGCCAGCCACAAUAAAAAUAUUGCUUGUUUGUUAUUUCUUAAUUAUUUAAAAUUUCUACAUGUGUGGACAAUUAUAAUGUGAAUAAAUUGUCAUGUUCUCCUGAGA
Molecule: messenger RNA, 564 nt
Organism: Camellia sinensis
Lineage: Eukaryota; Viridiplantae; Streptophyta; Magnoliopsida; Ericales; Theaceae
Source: RefSeq, a predicted model, not a curated record